UACAAGCAAUGCACACAUCUAAAGGAGGGCAAGCCAAGAGUCGAGUGCAUCCCACUGCCGAUGGAAGUAGAACCUCAUCACAGGCUCAAAAAAAACCUGGCCAAACUUUAAUGGAUAAACUCCGUGCAGCUCAAAAAUUACAAAAUGUUCCUGUAGCAGUAAUCAGGGGGAAACAAUCAAUAAAAGCCAAUACAUCUGCGUCAAGGGAAAGAAACAAAAUUGCCGCUCAAUCAGCUUAUAGGAGUGCACUUUUAGAGUAUACCAGAGGUCAAGGUCAACAAAACACAACUCAACAAGAUGAAGACAGUAUAGAAGAGGCUAGCGAAGAUGCAAGUCAGAAUGACAAUAUGACAAACAGACAGAUGCAGAAACUCCGAAAGCUGUUACCAAAUGGCCAUCGAAGCAAUCCAAGGGCACUAACUAGCAGACACAAAGAAGAAAUAAUGGUGGAGUCUGUUCAAGAUGAAGAUUCCCAACCAGUAGAGGAAGAACCCAGACUAGCUAGAUCAAGUUUGUGGGGGAAAGUGAAAAUAAAACAGUUACAAGGUAAAGAAAGUUCUGGUAAUAUCAAUCCAUUUCAAAAGAUUCAAGCAUCCAUAUCUGCACAAAGAAGGCAAGCUUCCACAAGCUCUAAAUUACCACAGUCCUUAGACAAAAGUUUAGCCAAAUCUUCUAUAGCUAAUAAAAGUAGUAACUCCACAGUUUCAAGAAAUCUCAGUGGAAAUAAGAUGCCCGAAAGGAGAAGACGACUCAGUGUGUCAUCGUAUGUUGAUGAAAGUGGUUACUUAUCUCCCUUUAGUGAGGAGAGUGAGGAUGAGGAUGAAGAUGAUGAACAAAAUGAAGAAAACGUCACUGAGAUCGAGCUUCUGGAAGAAUCUAAUGACGACCAUUAUGAGGAUAGCACUGUAGAUCACAGUGACCUAAACACUCAUAGCACAGGCAGCAGCCCUUCACUUGCUGAAUUAGCAACACAUCAAAAUGUAGAAGUAAAAAAACGCAAGGGCAUUCGUCUUCCAUUUAGCAAAUUUAGGUCAAAGCACCAAAAACCUCAGUCCCACAAUGCCCCAACACAUACAAGUUCACCACCCAAAUCUCUAAGUAAGUUAAAAAAGGGAGAGAAUGCUUCAGAAGGUAUGACAGACAAGGAUAAAAAACAGAAGGCCUCAGUUAAAGCUCCUUUGUCCAGGGUUUUAUCCAGUGGUUCCAUUACUGGGCCAGUUCCAGAGAUUACAGUUCAGGACUUCAGUGAGACAUCCAAACAGUCUAUGGAUGUAGAUGUGGAGGAAACUCCAGAUAACCAGAAUGACAUGCAAGAAGUUUCAGUGUCCAAUGAAAAUGAAACUAUUGUUGAAAAAAGUAUUAGAAAAAACUUUGACAGUAAAAAAAGUAAUUUUUCUGCAGUUGAAGGAACAAAAGAUAAUGAAACCUCUGUAAGUGGCAAUAUCAAAAAACAAACUGCAAAAGCUCUUUUAAAUAAAGCAAAAGAAAAGGUACACAAUGUUGGUUUAGACUCUAUGCAUAAAAAUAUUAGCUCAAAGUCUGAUAAUGAAAAUAGUAUAGUGCAAGUAGAUGAUCAAGAGAAUGAACUCAACGAUGAAAACACUUUGAUUGUGGAAGAAGAUGCCGAGGAGCGAGGAAGUGUUGAUCCAGAUCAAAGAGAAGCAUCAGGGAAUGAAGCCCUUAUUGUGGCACAACACAAGAUCAAAGAUACACACAAAAAGAAACCAACAAAUAAUAGCGAGUCCUUGAAGGAGGAUGACUCCAAUCAAGCUGACAUAACACAAAAUAAUGUAGACAAUCAAAUCCCUAACAAACCACAAAUAUCCAAACUUUCGUCAUCAAAACCAAAUGAAACUAAAAAAAGUUCUCAGCAAUCCCAGCAAUCAAGUAAAUCAAAUAUUGUAACCAGGACGAAGAAAAUGGGCAGAACAAUCAUUUCUAAACCAAAAAUGAAAAUACCUUUUCAAAAUCAGCCAUCGCCUAAAGAUUUGCCCAGUCAAGACACUACAUCAGAUUCUCGUUCCAUUAGGAAAUCAACACUAGUUCAAGCUACUGUACUAGAGACAGCCUUGCAACAUUCAAAUGAAACCAAAAAUUCUAAAAUUUUGACCAGAAUGAAAAAAAUUGGUGGUAGUAACAUACUUGAUAAGUCUUCUCAACUAAAGAAGAAAAUCAUUCAGUCUGAACCAGGUCCAAAAACACUCAUUGCCAGUAAACCUGAAGAGAUAUCUGAUAACACCAGCCAGAAUAAGAAUGAAUUUCAAACUGAAAAUUCAACACCAGAAAAAGAAGAUAAAUUAUUUGGAAAUCAUUUUCAGAAUGUUAACAUUCUUCCAAGAUUAAAAAAGAUUGAUCGAGAUAAAAUCCCACACAAGAAACCCAUUACAAAACCCUCAUCUGUGAAAUAUGACAGAAAACUAAAGCAAUCUGUGUUAGAAGCAAACCAAACUCUGGUCAAUAAUCCCCGGAGGUCAAGUAAAACUUUGAAAAGAAAGAGCCUGGAACAAAAGGCUACAGGAGUGAGCUCAUUGCAAAGCAGCAAAAGUGAGCAUCAGACGUCUGACUCGGAAGAAGAUAAGGACAACUCUGAUUCUAAUUCCUCACAAGAUGAUGAGAGAAAAGAAACACAAAAUGAAGAAGAUUCAGACUAUGAUGAUAAUAACAUAGAGUCUGUGUCUCAAGAAUCAAGUGACUUAGAAAUCAAUGAUGAAACAGAUAAGGAACCAGAGCUUGAAGAAUCAGAGGACCUCCAAGAAAAUAUCAAAACCCAAGACACCAAAUCAUCUGUCCGUCCUGAUGUGAAGCACAAAGUGAAAGGAAGUGACACCAACCAACAUGUUAACCCAUCCGCCAAAUCAAAGCCGCCAACUAAAGUCACAAGACAGUUGAAUUUCACAAGUGAUAAGACAGUCUUAAAGAAAGUUUCAAGAAACUCAACGGGCAUUGAGAAUGAUACAGAAAUGGAAACCCAAGAAGAUACAGUAGACUUAGAUGAGGAUAUUUCAGACAACGAUCUCUCACAGAAGGACAAUUCAUCUCAAGAAGCUGAAGAUGAUUCAGAGAAUGAGGACUAUGGCUUGGUAAAUAAAGAUGCUACCCCUAACAUUGAUAUUGAUUCAGAAAAUAGUGAUAAUACUUCAGAAAAUGGUGAAACAAAAUCAGAAAUUGGCAAAUAUGACCCUGAAAAUGACAAUAAUGCCUCAGAAAAAGAUGUUGCUUCAGAAAAUGAUAAUGCCUCAGAAAAUGAUGAUGCCUCAGAAAAUGAUGAUAUUAUCUCAGAAAAUGAUGUUAAUGCCUCAGAAAAUGAUGAUGCCUCAGAAAAUGAUGAUAUUAUCUCAGAAAAUGAUGUUAAUGCCUCAGAAAAUGAUGAUAAUUCCUCAGAAAAUGAUUAUAUUGCCUCAGAAAAUGAUGACAAUGCCUCAGAAAAUGAUGUUAAUGCCUCAGAAAAUGAUAGUAAUGCCUCAGAAAAUGAUAUUACAUCAGAAACUGGUUUUGAAAAUGAUGCAGAUGUAUUAGAAAAUGAGGCAUCUGGCUCAGAAAAUGAUUCUUGUGCAUCACAAAGAGUUGGUGCCUCAGAUAAGGAUGAUAGUCAAACUUCUGAUAAUGAGGAUGUUAUGUUGAAAGACCAAGAACUUAAAACAGCACAGAAUGCCAAAAAAGAUUCUUCCAAAGCAAACGUACAGUCCAGGGUUAAGAAAAAGGUGAAUCAUCCUCAGGUUGAUGUAUCUGGUACUGAAGAUGUACAGAAAAAAGAGACAGAUACAGAAGAUUCCAUGUCUCUCAAUAAUAAUCUACACACAGUCAUUGAUAUAGAACACACUGACAGCCAAGAAGAUAUUUCAGGAAGUGAGAGUGAUGCAUAUUCCAAAAGUCUAAAUGCUUCUAGUAAUUUUCAUAGUGAACUUGGAUAUUUGCGAAGAGACCGCCCCAGCCUAGUUCCUGUCUCUAGUGACGACGAGUUGUCCCAAAGUUAUCAGGACUAUCUUAGAUUUAUAAAAAGCCAAGAAGGAAAACCUCGUCAAAUUUCCAAUUUUCCAAACUUUCCCAUUGUGUCACCUUUGCCUAUACAGUCGGAUGAAAUCCUUCAAAACAUUAUCCCUUCUUCUCCGACCAGACCUUUUACCAUACUUGCUAUAACCAAUGGGAAACUAGAUCUUGAUGUGGAGGAUGUGGUGAUAGAUAUAGCAGACGAUAACGAAACAGACAAAACAACAGAAGUUCAAAACUCUGAGAACAAGAAUGCUCAGAUACUAGAACAAUCUUUUGGAUUUACAAAGUUGCUUCAAAAAUUUCAAAGUUAAAAUGUAAAAAUGCCUGCUUUGGAAGUGUAAAAGUUAAGUGUGAACAAAAAUCCAAUGUCAAAAUUUAUUUUGCUUCAACCUACAACUAAAAGUAACAUAGUUUACUUCUGUAAGUAUUGAUUACCAAAACUUGUUAACAAACAAAAUUAUUCACAACUGUUUUUUAGUCAAUUUAUUUGUCUGUUUGAUAAGCUUUGCAUGUUGCUUCAGAAAUGAAGAUUAUUACAUCCUAGCCCAAACCUCCUGCAGGAUGACAGCUGGCAUGGUUUGAACUCAGGACCAUCAUGUGUCCAAAGCGCAUACCUCUUGACCAAGCAGCAACAUAAGUAAUAUGUUACAAUGGUGUAGCUUACAUAUGGUUGAAGUUACUUCAUGGGAAGAAUAGUAAAUUAUUUUUUAAUGAGCUAAUUGCUUUGCGUUGUUAAGACUUUGCAAUAAUGGAGUUACCUCUAAGCACAAUUUAAAUGGAAGAUAUGGUUUUUAUUUAAAAUAUUUUCUAUGACAAUAUCAACUCUUCAGAUAGGUUUUGUUUUUGUUUGAGAGCUUUAUUAUGUUAUAGAUGAGAAACAGAAUUGAUAGAAACCAUUCAACUAGGAAAAUGACUCUGCAUAUUGUUUUCUCAUGACAAACUUUGUAAAACUCUCUAUGAGUAGGAAUUCUAUAAUUAAGAAAAAAAAUAAAUAAAGAUGCAGAAUUUGUAUGUACAAUGUGCUGAAAAGUAAAUAAAUUAAUGAAAUGGUAAUAAGAAGUUGAAACUUUUUUUUCCUGUACAAGUUAUUUCCCUGUAUCUUCUUCUUAUCUUAUAAAAUACAGACGUUACUUCAAAAAAAAAAGAUGGUACCAGGUAUUUCAUUUUCAUUGUAUACCAUCAGAAAUUUGCCUGUCAUAAUUUAUGCAAACUGUGAAGGUGGUUGAAAAUGCUUGACAGAAGAUAGCUGAUUAGAAACAAUAGGAUUCAAAAUUCAAAACAUAAAAUUGAUUUCUUUCAAAAUAUCUGAUAAAGGUACAGGAAAAGAUUUUAUAAGAAUGAUCAAAGCAGAAUAUUUUAGG
Molecule: messenger RNA, 5351 nt
Organism: Biomphalaria glabrata
Lineage: Eukaryota; Metazoa; Mollusca; Gastropoda; Planorbidae
Product: dentin sialophosphoprotein-like
Exons: 2
Coding region: 9-4301 (1430 amino acids)
Source: RefSeq, a predicted model, not a curated record